Molecule: messenger RNA, 3550 nt
Organism: Antechinus flavipes (yellow-footed antechinus)
Lineage: Eukaryota; Metazoa; Chordata; Mammalia; Dasyuromorphia; Dasyuridae
Product: leucine-rich repeat-containing protein 14-like
Exons: 1
Coding region: 1174-2643 (489 amino acids)
Cellular component (GO): cytoplasm
Molecular function (GO): protein binding
Source: RefSeq, a predicted model, not a curated record
ACAUAAACAAGCGUUUAUUUAUAUGAAAUAUGGGAAUAUCUAAAUAUACCUAAACCAGCCAAAUGUCAUGAAUUAGAAGGAAAAGCUAGGUGGUGCAGUGGAUAGGAGUGCCAGGAUAGAUCAGGAACAUUCAUUUUCCUGAGACCAAAUGUGGCCUCAGAUACUUAUUAUAGUUGCAUGACUUUAGAAAAGUCACUUAUCCCUGUUCGCCUCAGUUUCCUCAUCUGUAAAAUGAGCUAGAGAAGGAAAUGGCAAACUAUUAUCUCUGUCAAGAAAACCCCAAAUAAGAUCAAAAAGAGUCACACACAAUUGAAACAAGUGAACAACAACAAAAACAACAGAAGGAACAGUUCCAGAUCCCUGGAUAGUAACUAAUUCACUCAACGUGUUCCCGAACAAUAUUUCCACUUGCUCCACAUUUUCAAAUCAAUUGAGUGUUCAUAGAUCUUAUUGUUAAAGUCAAUUUCAAAGCACAUAUUGUUGGUUGAAUACAAUAUCAUGGAUGAUAAAUUUAAUGAUGAAAAUGGGCACUUAUAAUAUGUACAACAAUGACUUGUGAAUAAGAACAUUAUGCAUUGUUACAAGAUAGCGCUUAAUAACAAAAAUAGUGUGAUUAUCAAUGCUGAUUUCAGUUAGGCGCAAUCAAAACGUACAAGUACACAUAGCAGUGACAAUAAUAUUCUGCUAUUCCGAUCUGAAUUAAAAAUCAAAACAUCAUUGAUGAAUUUAAGGGUUUUCUUUCAAAAUUUCACAUAUAUUUCGGAUUUAUGAGGAGAAAGUAUUUUUAGUGUAGAUUUGGAAUGUUAUUUAAAUAAUUGUGCUACUGGCAUUAUCUUUUCUGAUAACCAUUUCUGAAGGCCUAUAUUUACUGUUUAGAAUUUCCAAUAUUUUUCAUUAAUUACCUACCAAUUCUCAGUACUUUAACCUAAAUUCUUGCUAAUUCACGAAAUAACCCAUUAUUUCAUCAAAUUUGUUUCUAAAAUUUAUUGUAAUAAUUCAUAUUAUAGCGUAACGAUAAUCAACUUAAAUUUUAAAUUUUCAUGUCUCCCAUUUACAGAAGCGUCAGAGUAGACAGACUCCCUUCCGCAGUGCCGCGCAUGCGCAGAAGUGCCAGCUUGAUUCUGCAGAAGUGCCAGAUUGGUUGCGCAGAGGUGCCAGAUUGAUUCGGCAGAAAUGAAGUCGCUACUGGCCUUGUGUGCUUUGCAGGUGACCCAGCACCAGGCAUCGGCUUGCCGGGCUCUGGCCUCCCUGCCUCGGGAACUGUACCCAGCCUUAUUCCGGGCCGCCUUCAUGAACGGCAGAACCGCUGUGCUGCAGGCGCUAGUGCAGACGUGGCCCUUCCCGUGUCUCAGCUUCCGGCAGCUGCUCCCCCAGCCCAAUCAGAUGGGCUGGCCCGAGAAACCCAGCAAGGAGAGCGUACAAGCCGUGAUCUUGGCGCUUCUCGCGUCGCCGCGGAGAAAGCCUUAUCUUCGAGUGUUGGAUAUAACUGGUUUCCUGGACGCCAGCUGCGGACAGGACCCCACGACCAUGAGUAUGUGGGCUCGCUCUGUGGUGGUGGCAAGGACUUGCCUCAGUGCCCAGACUCAGGCCAAGGCAGCUCUACGUUUAGCCAAACGCCGCAAGCUGGAGCGUCCUAUCCCAGUGCCUACUCCUGUGGAAGUGCACACUGAUCUGCUAGUGAACCGAACUUCCUACAACGUCCUGAAGGAGGCUCUCGUGACGAGCAUUCGUGGCCCCCUUCGCCUUCGCUGCAGGGACCUUUGGGCUGAGGAGCUGUCAGGUCCUAGCACCGUAUCUCUCUUGGAGCUGCUGGAUCCAUCGUACCUGCGCCAGAUAGACCUACGCUUCAACAACUUGGGACUCUCGGGUCUGUGUAUGGUCGUACCCCAUAUGGUCAAAUUCACUCACCUGUUGAGCCUGAAGCUACAAUACAGUAAUAUGGACGUGCGGAGGCUCUCCACUGAAGCCGAGAGCAGCUUCCAACGCUUUGUUUCUGCGAUUGGACAGCUGAAUUGCCUCAAGGAACUCAACAUGGGCUCCUCGCGCCUCUCUGGCCGCCUUCAUCAGCUGCUCGGCAGUCUACAGGGCCCUCUGGAAAGCCUGGAACUUCCCUUCUGUGCCCUUCUUUCUGGGGAUUUGAGUUAUUUGGCACAAAGCCCCCAUGCUACCCAUCUCAAGAAGCUAGAUCUCAGUGGCAAUAAACUGUCUGGUGACCUCCUGGAUCCCUUUCAGAAGCUACUGAAGGAAGCCUCAGCUUCCCUGCUUUGUCUGGAUAUUACAGAGUGCCAGCUCAUGGACGUCCAUCUCGCCAGUACCUUGCCCACCCUAUGCUCCUGUAUCCAUCUCCGUUAUCUUGGUCUCUAUGGCAACCCUAUUGCUAGCGCUGGACUGAAAACCUUGCUGCAACACUUACAGGCCUUGCCUGAGCUUCAGCUGGUGGUACACCCAGUCCCUGUGGAUUGUUAUAAUAACCUGCCCUGGCCACCAUCUUCAGCCAGUCUCCUAGAGGGUUCUGUGGAUGAAGAGAAGCUUGCCAGCGUGCAGGCCGAAUUGCAGCAGCUGAUAGAGGACAUAGAUCGCCGUGACGUGCUGUGGACCAUGGACAUCUACGGCCACAACAGCUUUGACUACUUCAGCCUGUAGAAUAGGCAUAUAUAUUUUGAAGGGGGGAAGAUUACGGGAAGAGAGAGUCAGUAUUCCUCUGCUUUGCUAUUGAUGCAAGAUCAUCCCAAGGCGGUGAGUCUCUCUUGCUCUGAAUUUUACCAGAACCAGAAUGGGCUGUCUACUUAGAAUGUGCUCCUAGACGGGUUGUGUGUAGAUGGGUUGUGUGUUGAGGGUUAUAGAUUUUUCUCUGUCCCUGUUCAUGAUGGAUAUCACAGAGUUGCUUUUCUAGGGCCUGAAGUUCAACUUUCAAGGUAGGGGGGCCCUUUUCCUGGGGUGGGUAUUUAUUUGUAAUUCUAGAACCCAUGAGUCAUUGUAUAAAACCUGAAUUUUUUUGGUCCCUCCCUAAGUGUUCUUCCCGACCCCAUCAGUCUACCCCAUCACCUGUCACAGACGAUCACAGCAAGAAGAAUAAAGGGAAUACCAAUAUAAAAAAUUUAAAAAAUAAAGAAGGGACAGACUGACAGUUGCUUAUCAAAGUGUAUGUGCUAUUUCAUUAUAUGGUAUAGAGUGGUAUUUUCUAUUACAUAAAUCUUUAUAUAAGAAGACUAGUUAGUUACUGUGGAAUAGUUUGAUUUUUCCCUUUUUUGUUUUUAUGUCUGAUUUAAAUUGUUGUCAACAAUAGAGGGAGAGGAAAAACAAGGUGCAUAUCAAGUUGUGAUAGCAAAAUGUCAACAAUUGAAAUGUAAGUUUCAUUAAUUGUGUUGUCUCAAAUUACAAUUUUGAUUUUAUUUUGUAUAUUUAAUACAAAGUGGUAUCGAAAUGUAAGUUCAAUUAAAUUGUGUUGUCUCAAAUUACAAUUUUGAUGUAUUUUGUAUAUUUAAUACAAGGUGGUAUUGAAAUGUAAGUUUCAAUAAAUUGUGUUGUCUCAAUUACAGUUUUGAUGUAU